This is a messenger RNA of Bombus pascuorum, 2147 nucleotides long. RefSeq names its product vesicle-trafficking protein SEC22b-B (gene Sec22). The record is from RefSeq and is a predicted model, not a curated record. NCBI's taxonomy places the organism in Eukaryota, Metazoa, Arthropoda, Insecta, Hymenoptera, Apidae. The transcript is spliced from 6 exons. Gene Ontology annotation, cellular component: SNARE complex; Golgi membrane; endoplasmic reticulum membrane. Bases 348 to 989 code for a protein of 213 amino acids. Gene Ontology annotation, biological process: vesicle fusion with Golgi apparatus; retrograde vesicle-mediated transport, Golgi to endoplasmic reticulum; endoplasmic reticulum to Golgi vesicle-mediated transport. Gene Ontology annotation, molecular function: SNAP receptor activity.
GCAGAUAGGAGAAAGUUAAAAGGCGAGGAAUUGAGAACGUCGUGCCGAAAGUUGAGAUACCAGCUGUGAUAUCCAACGUUAGCGUUCAGGGACCUCUCUCGUAGAAUGUGAAAGCGAUUAAUAAAGAGGGAAACCACAGUUGCAAUGUGUUCAAUGGAAGCGUCGGAGUGUUCCACAGUGACUGCCGACGUGACGUGGUAUGUCAGGAGUGGACAUUUAAUGAAUCGGUCACACCGUGGCCAGUUUUGCGUAAAUGGAUCUCAGGUGGUGAAGAGACGAUUAUUUUGCAAAGAUUUCAUUAUUUUUUUCUAUAUUUUCGGUGACAAGAGUGAUUGAUUUUUAUCAAAAUGGUGUUAUUAACAAUGAUUGCGAGGAUAGCAGAUGGUUUGCCACUGGCAGCCACGAUGCAGGAAGAUGAACAGAGCGAAAGAAAAAUUUUAGAAUAUCAGAAUCAGGCAAAAAUGUUAUUUAGAAGAUUAGAACCACAGUCUCCAGCUAGAUGUACCAUAGAAACAGGUCCAUAUUUAUUCCAUUACUUAAUUGAAAAUGAAGUAUGUUAUUUGGUAUUGUGUGAAAAAAACUAUAGUAAACGGGCCGUAUAUAAUUAUCUUGAAGAUAUAGCGCAAGAAUUUCAUUCAUCAUAUGGUAAACAUGUCAAUACAGUUACUAGGCCCUACAGUUUUAUUGAAUUCAAUACAUACAUCCAAAAAGCAAAGAAAGUUUUUCUGGAUGGUAGAUCAAGAAGAAAUAUGAAUGCACUCAAUAGCCAACUACAGGAUGUGCAAAGAAUCAUGGUUCAAAAUAUAGAUGAUGUCUUGCAAAGGGGUACAGUUCUUUCAGAGUUAGACACUAAAACACAAAAUUUGACUAUGUUGUCACAAAAAUAUAAAAAGGAUGCAACUCAUUUAAAUAGCAAGUCCAUGUAUGUAAAAGCUGUGGCUGGACUUGUUGCGUUUUUGGUCUUCCUGUUAUACUUUUUUAUUCUUUAGUUUUUGAAUCUAUUUGAAAAAUUGGUUACGAUUAUGUAAAGAUAAUUAAUGUUUUUCAUCAUAUUGUUUUUCCAAAAUUAGCGAAUACUUUUUUUCUUGUGAAUUUACUUAUCCACAUAAUGUAUCUAAAUUCUAAGUUCUCCUGAAAUUGGAAACAAUGUACAUAUGUUGUAUUCGGGCAAAAGCUAGUCGCAUGGUAUAUAAUGAUAUCCAUACCAUUCAAGACAUUGUUCCAUAUAUUGUCAUACAGUAAAUAUAAUGAUUUUCUACAUAAUUAAGACAAUGUAUGAUCAUCUUUACUUUGGCUUAGUAAAAAAUAUCCUUUAACAAGUAAGACAAUAUGUAUAGUCAUGGUUAUUGUUAUAUUAAAAAUUAUUUUAUUCUUAUUACUUUAUUUAUGAGGCAAGGAAAUUAAUAUUACUAUUAAUAUUAUUAUAUUCAUAUUUAAAGCUGUAUUUUAUCAUUUAGACAUAUUAUUUUACAUAAUUUACAGUGAAAACAAAUUCGUUUUAUUUAUUCUUGUGACUAUAUUAUUCUUUGAAACAUAAACGUUUACGUAUUUACUUCUCUGGAUGGGGAAUCAAUGAAGAUGUAACAAUAGAAUUUAACUUUCAUUAAUAUUAUUCUAUGUAUACGUGAUUCAGUUGAAUCAGUCUAUUGAAAUAUCGUACUUACAAUAAAAAGAAUUGAAUUUGUAUAUCCAUCUAAAUUUACGCGAGGAAAAUCACCGUAACUUACUUAAAAAAAUUUUUAUAUGUACAAAAUACCUAGUGUUGUAUUAUUGUUACAUUCUAACUAAUUCAUCAUAAUCGGGUAUAUUGAAAUUUGAUAAACACUUGUUUUCUCGAUCAUCAUUUGAUUUUUCCUCGUCGGAUUCUGAGAAUUCAGAAUUAAAAAAAUAAUUUACAGUCGAAUUUGUUUUUCCCUUCAUAUUUGCCUGAUUGUAUGUUCUUUUCCUCCUCCUUGAUGCAUUGUGAUUAUUAGCUUUAUAUUUUGAAGCAUUUGUAUCUUCGUCAUCUGAAAUAUUAUUUAAUAUAUCCUGAAAUUGAUUGUAAGCUUAAAAACAAUAAGAAUUAUGCAUAAAAUACAUACCAGUAUCUAUAAUUUCAUACAUAUAUGAAUGAUCCUUUAGAAUUAUAUAUAUUGUUGGAAAUUCAA